CAUAAAUUAGUGUGGCUGAAGUCUAAUUCCUUUUUUUGCAAUUAUCGAUAUAUAAAUGCGAAGCUCCCCUUAAUCUGAAAAAUUAUUAAUCUGUUUAGAUAAGGGUAAACCAUUAAGAAACAAAAUGACAGCUGAUGAACCAUUGAAAAUCGGAAUUCUAGGAGGUGGAUUGGUUGGAGCUUAUUCAGCUUUAGCCCUUUCCCAUUUACCAAAUGUUUCCAUUACAGUAUUUGAAAAAUCUCCCGAACCAACGGAACUUGGAGCUUGGAUUGCGCUUCCUAAUCAGUCCCUUGAUAUGUUAAGCAAAUUCAUCCCUAUUGAAAAAGUCAAUUCAAUUGCCUAUAAAGGGGGUAAAGAUAGUGUUUUCUUAAGUCGUCAUUGGAAAACUGGAGAGGUGCUUUAUAAUCAGCCCACUUAUAAUCGAAGUGAACAAUUUGUGGAAGCUAGAACCCAUCGUGUGGCUUUACUUAAUUUAAUCUUGGAAUAUGUUCCAUCUGGAUUAAUUAAAUAUGAUCAUAAAAUAUCUAACAUUGAAUUCAUUGACAAUGAUUCUAAAGUUAUUGCUCAUUUUGAAAAUCAACCACCUUCUACACCCUUUGAUUUAGUAAUUGUGGCUGACGGAAUCUACUCUAAGAUCCGCCAUCAAUUUUAUCCUAAUACUUUGAAAUAUCGCGGAUCAGUGGCUUAUAGAAGUGUGUUUGAUGAAUCGUAUGUUAAACAUGUCAAAGGAAUUCAUGAUGACACAUCUAAUUGGGUUAGGCAUACUGGGUCUUGGGUAUUCUUAUCAAGAUUAGGUUUGAAUAAAUAUGGAAUUGUAGCAUCUAUUCCCGAAAAAUACGAAACUUAUGAAAAGUUAAAAUGGAAUAAAUCAAUUGGUGAUGAAGGUAAGAAAUAUUUAGCUGAUUACUACAAGGAAUGGGAUCCUAUCAUUUCUCAAGUGAUUGAAGCUGUUCCUGAUAUAAAAGCUUUCCCAUUAGAAUCUGGUAGUUGGUUGCAUGAUUUAGUUUUGAAAGAUAAGGUAGUGUUCGCAGGUGAUGCUGCACAUCCUACUGCUGGUGCAUAUGGAUCUGGGGCUGGGUUUGGAUUUAGUGAUGCUUUUGCUUUAUAUAGAGCAUUGGCAGAAACAUCUUCUAACUAUUGGUAUGAAACCACUCCCGGUGCUGUUAAGUACAAUAUAAAGCUAUCAACUUUCCUUUUUAAUGAAACUAGAAGACAUUUUUUGAUAAGAGUUGAAGCUCAGCUUGCCAUUGAUUCUGCUCAAUCAAAAGAACGUAUAACUACUCCAGCUGACGAUAAUGAAACUGAGUGGAAGAGUAGAUAUCUUAUCAAAAGAAAUGGUGGUGAAUGGAUUAGAUCUCACAGUGUAGAAUUUGAAUAUCAAAAAAUCAGAGACUACUACCUCGUUUACAUUCAAAAAAAUUUAUCCAGCUUCAUCAGGACUGGUAAAGGCUUUGAAGACUUAGAGACUUUAAGACAAAUACCAAAGUUGUAAAUAUAUAUAGCUAAAUUUAGAUAAGUAAUACAAUAUACUUCCUUUA
Molecule: messenger RNA, 1538 nt
Organism: Scheffersomyces coipomensis
Lineage: Eukaryota; Fungi; Ascomycota; Pichiomycetes; Serinales; Debaryomycetaceae
Product: salicylate hydroxylase
Exons: 1
Coding region: 125-1492 (455 amino acids)
Molecular function (GO): FAD binding; monooxygenase activity
Source: RefSeq, a predicted model, not a curated record